AUGGGAAAACCCAAAGAACAAGGGAACAGUCGAGGUGAGCGUUCCGACUCGGCUGAGUUCAGCUCGUCAGAUAAACCUUCACUGAUCGCCCACAGACGGAGACGAGGCUACACAUCUGAGGAGCUGGAGCACAAAGCCAUCACUCUUUUAAAGAUCGAGCUAAAGAGGUUCAAGGACCUGCUGUGUCUGGAUUACCCAGCGUGCUCGGAGGAGGAGGACGUGGAAAGUGAGGAAUAUCAGGUCAACGUCAAAGAGGGAGCACUGAAAAUCAUACUGCACGUCCUGAAGAAAAUGAACCAGGCCGAACUCGCUAAGACGCUGCAGAACAAGCUGGUCAGUAUUUACCAGAAGCCACUGAAGUCUGAACUGAUAAAUAAAUUUCAAAUAACAAACGAUGGAAUCUUCCAACAUGGAACCAUGAGGCUCCUGACCGCAACCGAGACACCGCUCUACGUCUCAGAGAUGUCUCGAAGCGACGACGAGGGACACGAGACGAGACGAAUCGAGAUGCCAAAAACUUCACCACGUCAGACGCCCGUUCAAAUGAGCGACCUCUUCAAAGACAAGCUGAUCAGAACUGUCCUGACUACAGGAGUGGCUGGAAUUGGGAAGACGGUCUCGGUGCAGAAGUUCAUCCUGGACUGGGCUGAAGGAAACACAAACCAGGACGUGGUCUUCCUGUUCCCGCUGUCCUUCCGAGAGCUGAAUUUGAUAAAGCAUGAAAAGAUCAGUCUGACGAACCUUCUUCUUUCCUUUUACCCCGUAACCAAGGCCAUGCAGUUGAUCGUCUCCGGAGCCCACAAGGUCCUGUUCAUCUUUGACGGUCUUGACGAAUGUCGGUUUGAUCUGGAUUUCCAGAAUAACGAGUACUUGUGUGACGUGACCCAGCCGGCCUCGGUGGAGGUGCUGCUGACGAACCUCAUCAAGGGUAAUCUUCUUCCCUCCGCUCUGAUAUGGGUAACAUCUCGACCGGGCGCGGCCGGUCUGAUCCCUCCCGACUUCGUGGAUCAAGUCACGGAGAUCCGAGGGUUCAGCGACUCCCAGAUUGAGAGGUACUUCAUGAUGAGGAUGAGAGACCAGAGGCUCGCUAAUACAAUCACUGCUCACGUGAAGUCAUCGAACAGCUUCUACCACAUGUGCCAAAUCCCUGCGUUCUGUUCCAUUUCAGCCACCGUUCUACAGAGAGUGAUGGGCGGAACGGAGAGGAACGAGAUCCCCGAGAUCCCCGAGACUCUGACCCAAAUGUUCGUACAUUUUUUAGCCCUUCAUCUUAAAAAUAUGGACACUAAUCCUCAGCAGGCUACAGAGAGCAUUCUGACACUGGGAAAACUGGCUUUCCAGCAGCUGGAGAAGGGCAACCUGAUUUUCUACGAAGAAGAUCUGACCGAGUGUGGGUUCAAUGUCCAAAAAGCAUCGCUGUACUCAGGAUGGUGCGGUCAGGUUUUCAGCCAGGACGUCAGUCUGCACCCGGCAAAGGUUUUCAGCUUCGUGCAUCUAAGUGCCCAAGAAUUUCUGGCAGCUUUAUACGCAUUUUAUUCCUUCAUCAAGAAGAGUCCGGCAGAACCUGGGACCACAGAUCUGUCCGAUCUUUUCCAAAGCUCCGACGUGUCCGACUUGCACAAGAGAGCGGUAGACAAGGCCGUAACGAGUCACAAUGGACACUUGGACCUGUUUCUCCGCUUCCUGCUCGGCCUCUCGCUGGAGUCUAACCGGACUCGAUUACGAGGGUUCUUCACGCAGGCAGGAAGCAUCUCUGACAGCGAGGAGACCGUCGAGUACAUCAAGAGGAAGAUCCGGGAGAGCUCGUCUCCAGAGAAAUCUGUCAACCUGAUCCACUGCCUUAAUGAACUGGGGGAUCGGACUCUUGAGCAGGAGGUUCGAACCCUCUUGAAGAACGGAGGUUAUAGUUGUCCCAGCGACACACGGCUCCGUCCUGCUCAGCUGUCUGUCCUCAUGUUUGUGCUUUUAAACCCAGAAAAGACUCUGGAUGAGUUUCAUUUGAGUCAAUACGACAAAUCUGAGGAAUGUCUUCUGAUGAUGCUGCCGGUAAUCAAAGCGUCCAGAAAAGCUCUCCUGCAGGGCUGUAACCUCACAGAGAAAAGCUGUGCAGCUUUAGCCUCGGUUCUCAGCUCAGACUGUUCUCUGAGAGAGCUGGACCUGAGUAUGAAUCAACUUGGAGAUUUAGGAGUGAAGGUGCUAGUGACGGGAUUGAGGAACCCACAGUGCAGACUGGAGAUGCUCAGCACUGGUUCCUCGUGUUUGAAGGAGCUGGACCUGAGUAAGAACGAGCUCCACGAUUCAGGAGUGAAGCUGCUCGCUGAAGGACUGAAGAGUCCACACUGUAAACUGGAGACACUGAGGUUGGAGUGGUGCAGCAUUACAGAUGAAGGCUGCACUGCUCUGGCUUCAGCUCUGCUCUCCAACCCCUCAUCACUCCUGAGGAACCUCUACCUGUACAUAAACGAGCUGGGAGAGAUGGGAGAAGAGCCUCUCUGUAACCUCCUGAAGGAUUCAAACUGUAAUCUGGAGAAACUCGAGCUGAAGGUGGCCAGUGUUUCAGAGGAAGUAGGUGCUGCUCUGACUUUAGCUGUGGCGUUGAACCCCUCGACACUGAUGAAGGAGCUGGACGUUUACUGCCCAGCUAAAGGUUUAAGGUGGAACCUGCUCUAUGAUCUGCUGAAGGAUCCGCGCUGUAACCUGGAAUUAAUACGUCUCAUUCCUCCUUCUCAUUCGGAAAGAGUUUCUUCUCCAGUGAGUUCUGAGGACCAGGAAGCCUAA
Trichomycterus rosablanca is the source of this 2778-nucleotide messenger RNA. RefSeq names its product NLR family CARD domain-containing protein 3-like. The transcript is spliced from 10 exons. The coding region runs from base 1 to 2778 and encodes 925 amino acids. The record is from RefSeq and is a predicted model, not a curated record. Gene Ontology annotation, biological process: intracellular signal transduction. Gene Ontology annotation, molecular function: protein binding. NCBI's taxonomy places the organism in Eukaryota, Metazoa, Chordata, Actinopteri, Siluriformes, Trichomycteridae.